UCCACCAUAUUUUUGUAGGUCGUGAAGGCUGCUUGACAAGAAUCGGCAAAUGAAAUCCUUAAAUGUUUAGGUUUGACCUGUCAGUUAGUGGUUGGGGCUAGGCUAGCCGUCGUACCAAACGAAGCUAUCAUAGCUUUACAUUGUUAGCUCGAGAUUUGGUUAGUUGGGUAUGCCCGGAUUGUGUUGGCUUUUUUGGCAUUCUACCUGAUGCGGUGUUGUCCAGUGCCUGCAGUAUUCUGCUACCUCCUUAGUGCCCUCCUGGAUGCCUUUGAUGGGCAUGCCGCCAGGGCCCUCAACCAAGGUACAAAAUUUGGGGCUAUGCUGGAUAUGCUUACAGACCGAUGUGCUACAAUGUGUUUGCUUGUCAAUCUGGCUGUGCUCUACCCCUCUUACAUCUUCCUAUUCCAGCUGAGUAUGAGCUUGGACAUUGCCAGUCACUGGCUGCACCUGCACAGCUCAACAAUGAAGGGAUCCACUAGCCAUAAGGCUAUUGAUCUAUCCGGCAACCCCAUACUCCGUCUGUACUACACUUCCCGGCCGGUGCUGUUUGUCAUGUGCAUGGGGAAUGAGCUCUUCUUCUGCCUGCUCUACGUUCUCUACUAUAUUGAGGAUCCCGCUGUGUGGCUGCAGUGGCUAAUUGGAGUUUGCGCCAUGGUGUGCAUGCUCAAAUCCGGUAUUAGCCUUCUACAUCUGGUCACUGCCUCCAGGAACAUGGCCGCCAUUGAUGUGGCUGAACGUGAGAGAGAGACAACCAAGACGGAAUGAGUGGGGGAGUUGGGGGGGGGGGGGGAGAGUACAAGUUCUCACUAACAAAUCAAAUAAAUAUAUAUUUGUACCAUCUUUUGUCAAAAAGUCUAGACACCUUUGGCUGAACAGCCAUCAAACGUUUGCCAUGUCAGCUGUAAUGACUAGAUGAUGUCACAAAGUGUUAUCUUGCAUGUAGGUAAGUAUAAUGGUUUGUACAAUACGUUUCUGACAGGCCGAAGAGUCAGAGUAAUCAGGGGACCCUUUAAUGCAUAUUUAUUUAUGGAAGAAAAAUGUUGAUCCCCUCCCCUACUACAGAAGCUACUGUAGUGUAAUUUAUGUGACAUAAGGGAUGAAUGUGGCCACUCAAAUGUACUUGAAACUCCUUUUGGUUAUCAGACAUGAUUAGUUUUUUGGGGCUUGCCUUCUGGACAUUCUAAAUGAUCGUUUAAUAAGACCCAAAUGCAUCCCUUUUUAAAUGCAGUAUUGUAGCAAUGUUCUAACCCAAAGGUGGGUGUGUUGCUGUUCAUUAGUUAUUGACUAAAUUCUGAUAAUUAAUUUCAAUAGUUAUGCUAUACUGCUACUGUCAAGUUGGCUGUAAAUGUAUUUCAAAGUCUGAGCCACUAUUAUUGCUGUUCAUUGACAUGUUAUUAUUGGAAUUCCUAUGAUUAUCAGUAAAUGUUUCCCUAGAGGAGUGUGAUUAAUAAUUUAUCCAAUUUUCAUUUUGAUAUUACAGCUCUGCAUAUUUCCUUUUAGUUUUUCUUUGUUCUGUGCUUGGUGUGAUUUAUUUAAGCCACAAAUGCACUCAAAACAUUAGGUAGUUCAUUUGAUGAAUGAUGAAUGGCUGCAUGUAAAAAAAUAUUUGACUUGUUAUAAAGCUGGUAAAUUAGUUGUCAAAUGACCAACAGCUAACACUGGUUCUACAUGAAGAUAAACUCCUCAAAAAAUGUUUGGAACCGUUAUUUCGGUUGACUAUUCCUCCCCUUCAAUAAUACCAAUUGGUAUUGUGUUUUAUAUCGUUGGAAAGUCUGAUUAGUCACCUUUACAAUGAGCUACAACUUCCUUUAUUACUGUGGGAGAGUGCAAUUAUUCAAUCCACCAAGCAACUCAAACUCAACUCAAAAUUUUUGGGGGGGCCGCUACCCACACGGUUAGCUGUGUUGCUCAUUCCACGAAUGCACGAUCCUUACAAGUUGUACCUCGUUGUAAAGGUGACUAAUCAGGCUUUCCAACUAUAUAAAAUACAAUACCAAUUGGUAUUAUUAAAAGGGAGGAGUAAUCGACCAAAAUAACGUUUCCAAACCUUUUUUGAGGAGUUUAUAUAGUGAAUAAUGGGAGGUACAGACUACAGAUAUGUUAACAGAUAAUCACACACAUUCAAAUGCAUUGGGCACAUUCCAUAUAUCAAGUGAGGCCAACUGUGUUGAAUAUUUUAUUUAUUUUGUAAUAUGCUGUAGUUGUUGUAAAAGUGUUAAUAUCACUGUAAACGUAUGUGCUCAGUAUACCUUUGCAGAUAACUAUGUAACCAUGUAUUACAACCUUGUUGAAAUGUGGUUAUGUAACUUAUCCUUUAGAUAGGCUAUAGAUAGAUGUAUAAAGCUGAGAGCACAAAUUAAGCCAUGUUUGAUUGAAUAAUAUAUCCAUAUAUUAAACUUGUAUUUAAAUAAA
This is a messenger RNA of Hypomesus transpacificus, 2412 nucleotides long. RefSeq names its product CDP-diacylglycerol--inositol 3-phosphatidyltransferase (phosphatidylinositol synthase) (gene cdipt). Gene Ontology annotation, cellular component: membrane; Golgi apparatus. Gene Ontology annotation, biological process: phosphatidylinositol biosynthetic process. The record is from RefSeq and is a predicted model, not a curated record. Bases 208 to 765 code for a protein of 185 amino acids. Lineage: Eukaryota; Metazoa; Chordata; Actinopteri; Osmeriformes; Osmeridae. Gene Ontology annotation, molecular function: CDP-diacylglycerol-inositol 3-phosphatidyltransferase activity. The transcript has 6 exons.